AACCAUUGCACCUUUCCAAUGGAAUCCCAUCAAUCAAAGAAUAAUGAUCGCCAGGGUGAGCCGGCCUGCCCCUCCCUGGAAUUCAAGCCCCUACCGGCAGUUUGCAUCUGAGCUUGUCUGGAAGAAAAGGCGGGGCACGGCGCCGUUCCGCUGCGGAAAUCAGCGCCAGCCAUCACCGUAGCAGUAGCUUGUGUCUAACUGUAACUGGGGAAAUAUUUUUUUUUCUUUGCGAUACGGAUAACAAGUCUAAGUAGACUUCGUCUCUGCCACUAUACUCUGCCAUCUUCUCGACGACAUUCAAUCGAAUUGCAAAUAUUUCAAUUCGCAAAUGACUAAACCGUCAACAUUUCUGGUGCCCGGCGACAAGACGUCUGCCGGGACGCUCGCCAUUAUCAGCUUAUCGCGCGACAACUUCCUGCCGCUGACGCUGGAGAAAUCAACGGGUGCAGUCGACGGUUACCUCGAGGGUGCAACAUUAAAUACCCGCUUUGGCUCCUAUCCUCACUCAACAUUGCUCGAUGUGUCAUGGGGCUCCCAGGUCCGCGCGUCGAAUGUCGAUACGGGCUCUCGAGGCAAGAAGCGGAGACGAGAUGCAACCGACGAAGAUACACCGAUAGCCAGUGGAGAUGACGACGAUGAUUCCACGGCCGCCAAUGCGCCGGUAAAGAAGGCUGUUACAGCGCCGAGCGGCUUCAUCUAUGUCUUACGUCCAACCCCCGAACUUUGGACUACUAGUCUACCCCACAGAACGCAAGUUGUAUAUACACCAGACUACAGCUAUAUCCUCCAUAGGAUACGAGCCAGACCUGGAACCCGAAUUAUCGAGGCUGGAGCUGGCAGCGGAAGCUUUACCCACGCAUCCGUGAGAGCGGUUUACAACGGAUACCCACGAGACUCGGACGAUGUAAAGGGGAAAGUUUUCAGCUUCGAAUUCAACGAAUCGCGAUAUGAGAAGAUGCAGGUGGAGAUUGGACACCACGGGCUGGACGACCUUGUUAAGCUCACACAUCGUGAUGUAUACAAUGACGGAUUCAACGUUAACGGCGAGUCGCCUAAUGCAACAGCUGUCUUUUUGGACCUGCCGGCUCCCUGGGAGGCUUUACAUCACCUUUCAAGGCGAAAGCUCCAGAAGGGGGGCGAAGAAGCUGAGGAGGAUAGCAAUUGGGUAUCGCCUCUAGAUCCCAAGCAGAGCGUCCACAUUUGCACAUUUUCGCCUUGCAUAGAACAAGUUACUCGAACAGUCACGGAGCUGAGAACCCUGGGUUGGGUUGAUGUGGACAUGGUGGAGAUUUCAAACCAAAAGAUCAACAUAUCAAGAGAAAAGGUUGGAGUCAACUACCCGACCGAGAAAGGAUACAAUUCCUCCCCAGCGGAUGUUUUAGAAGCUGUCACAAAGCUCAAAAGUCUUGCCGACAGGAAUAAGGAGACUCAGAGAGUUCAGGUGCUACAGACAGGAGCCGAGGGACCUGACAGCGAAAUGGAUCUAGACUCCACUCCUAACCGCGAAAACCAGCCUUCGAAUUUGAAUGGAACCGUUGACGAUAUGGAGAAGCCUUGGAUGCAGGGACGGCUCGUUCACAGACCGGAGAGCGAACUCAAAACUCACACUUCUUACCUAGUCUUUGCUAUUCUGCCGUGUGAAUGGGACGAGGAAGCAGAGGCUGCAGCUAUGGCUAAAUGGCCAUGUGGAAACGAGAAAAAGACGAUUGGAAACCUCGACAAGCAGGCCCGCAAGGAAGAGAAGAGAAAGAUGCUGGAAGGAAAAUCCAAGAAGCAGAAGAAGGGGAAUGAUACCCAGACAACGCAGGUUGUGGUGUCAGCUGUGGCGACACCAACGACGGAUACCGCGUAAUUGCUUAACAAAUUAAUUAAAACAGUAGAAUAAAUAGAAUUGCAGUAUUUUGCAGUGUCC
Messenger RNA from Trichoderma harzianum CBS 226.95, 1912 nucleotides. RefSeq lists its product as hypothetical. NCBI's taxonomy places the organism in Eukaryota, Fungi, Ascomycota, Sordariomycetes, Hypocreales, Hypocreaceae. Gene Ontology annotation, cellular component: nucleus; tRNA (m1A) methyltransferase complex. The transcript has a single exon. Gene Ontology annotation, biological process: tRNA methylation. The record is from RefSeq and is a predicted model, not a curated record. Bases 329 to 1852 code for a protein of 507 amino acids.